AUGAAUUCCUCAUCCUCAACAGCAAUUCGAAACUCUACUGUUAUUUGGUUGGCUGCAAACAGUAAUGACACUGAUUCGAUCGUACAUCUUCAACGUAUGAUCAAUACAAGUAAAAUAUUCACGGAGGUUCACCGAUGUAUUGACUAUUUGACAGAUAUUCAAACAAACAAAGUCAUCGUGAUAAUCGAUUGGACUUUCGAAAAUGAAUUAGUAUCACUGAUUGAUGAAUUGGCUCAAGUUGAUUCGAUAUAUUUGUUGAAAAGUGAAAACGUACAUCAUCAUCAUCAUCCGUGUACUUUAGUAUCAACAAAAUUCAAAGGGACUUUCGAGAAUAUUGAAUCAAUUUGUAGUGUAAUCAAACGAAAUAUUCACCAACGGAACGAUACUGAUUUAUCAAUUACCGGUAUCUCUUCAGAAGAUAUUUUAAGUAAUAAUUUAAAUCGUCUUGACUCAUCCUUCAUGUAUUCUCAAAUGCUCAAAGAAAUUCUUCUUGAAAUUCAAUACAAUACUUCGGCUAAGACUGAAAUUGCAAAGUAUUGUCAUGACGUUCAAAGUUGUGGUGGGACACAAAAUGUUUCGUCCGUUAUCACUGAAUUCGAACGAGAUUACGAUGAACAUUCGCCGAUUUGGUGGUAUACUCGAGAUUGUUUUACUUAUGUCAUGUUAAACAAAGCAUUAGGAGAGCAAGAUACAAAAACAUUGAUCAAAAUGGGUUUCUUUUUACGCGAUGUUCAUCAACGAAUUGAAGAUCUUCAUCGGAAGAAAACUUCAAGUCAGAUGACAGUUUAUCGAGGACAAGGCAUAUUUGAAGAUGAAUUCGAGAAGAAUAUUCGGAAGAAUCCAGGCGGCCUUCUCUCGUUCAAUGCGUUUCUUUCAACAAGUCUCGAUCGUGACGUGUCACAAGUGUUUGCUGAGUCAGUCUGUGAAGAUCCGGCACGAUUGGGCAUUCUGUUUCAAAUGGAUAUUGAUAGUUCAAUUUCAUCUGUACCAUUCGCGGAAUUAGAAGGCGAAGAUUCAUUUUUUGGUUCGGAACAAGAAAUUCUCUUUUCUAUGCAUACAAUCCUUCGUAUUGAUGAAAUCAAGAAAAUUAGAGAUCGAUUUUGGCAUGUAAAACUCAAAUUAACCAGUGAUCAUGAUGCAGAAUUGGUGUGUCUUAGCAAACAGAUACGUGCAGAAAUUGGUGGGGGACCAGCAGCGUAUCGAUUGAGCUAUUUAUUGAACAAAAUGGGUAAAUUCAUUGAAGCCACUAGUGUACUCUUUGAACUUUUAAAUACGAUACCAAUAAAUGAUUGGAGAUUUAUUGCUGAUAUUGAUCAUCAACUCGGAGCUGUGUUUAGGCGAAAAGGAAAUUAUAACAUAGCACUAUCAUUCUAUAACGCAGCAUUGAACUAUUUACAUCGGAUUUUUCCAGUCGAUUAUAAAUCUUUUGGCAUUACCUACAAUGAUAUUGGAGAAAUACAUCGAGAACAAGGAAAUAAUCUCAAAGCAUUGGCAUAUUAUCAAAAGACGUUGGAUCAUUUCGAACAAUCAUUUAAUCGUAUUUAUUCAUGGGACACUAAAUAUCCUGAAAAAAGUCUUCCGCCGAAUGAUCCAUCAUUCGCUAUCAUCUAUAAUAAUAUUGGCGCAGUGUAUAUGGCGAAAGGUGAUCAUUUACAUGCACUUUCAUUUUAUAACAGAACACUUGCUAUUGAGCAACGUUCGUUGCCACCCGAACAUCCAUCGUUAGCGGUUACUCAUAAUAAUCUUGGCACUGUCUAUCAUGCAGCAGAGAAUUAUCAAGCGGCACUUGUCGAGUUUGAUAAGUCGAUUUGUAUUGCUGAGAAAUCCACUGAACCUAAUCAUCCGAGUAUUGCGGUAACUUAUGCCAACAUGGGUGGUGUUUACGAAUUCAUGAAUGGUGAUUAUUCGACAGCGUUGCUGUACUAUGAAAAAGCGUGUUCGAUUCUUGAAACAAAUGGUGCGCUUAACAAUCCUGAUCUUGCUGCAGUGUAUCAAAAAAUCGCCAGUGCGUAUUAUUUGAAAAGGGAUCCCUGGAGUGCACUGGGUGCCCUUGAAAAAGCCCUUCGAAUUCAAAAAAGCAAUCUAGUAUCUAAUCGACUCUCCAUUGCACGAACUUUUGCCGUAAUGGCUAGAGUACAAUAUAGUCUUCAUGAAAUUGAGAAAGCCUUUUAA
This is a messenger RNA of Adineta ricciae, 2172 nucleotides long. The record is from the annotation of a GenBank genome assembly. Lineage: Eukaryota; Metazoa; Rotifera; Eurotatoria; Adinetida; Adinetidae.